Messenger RNA from Melampsora larici-populina 98AG31, 1563 nucleotides. RefSeq lists its product as uncharacterized. The record is from RefSeq and is a predicted model, not a curated record. NCBI's taxonomy places the organism in Eukaryota, Fungi, Basidiomycota, Pucciniomycetes, Pucciniales, Melampsoraceae. The coding region runs from base 59 to 1465 and encodes 468 amino acids. The transcript is spliced from 2 exons. Gene Ontology annotation, molecular function: aldehyde dehydrogenase (NAD+) activity.
CGUUUCAAGAGCCAAGACUACAUCUCUUCAUCUUCAACCUCAAGAAUUUAUCUUCAGCAUGGCAGAACGUAUCAUCACCAUCUCUCCCUUGACUAACAAACCCGUACUUGAGCGUCUUGGGCCUAGUCCUACAGAACUUGCCGCCAUACCUGAGACCUCGACCAACGCCUUCAAGUCCUUCCGCCAAACUCAUCCUCUUCUCAGUCAACGCCAAGCGAUCGUAACCAAAGCACUUUCACUUCUAUCUGAAAGGAAAGACAGACUUGCGCAUGAUCUGACCGAGCAAAUGGGUCGUCCCAUUGCCUACACCGCCAAGGAGGUUGCUACUGCCAUCAUUCGUGGUGAAUAUCUGGUUCGAAUAAGUCAGGAUGCGCUUGCGGAUACGCCUGGGGAGCCUGAAGCUGGAUUUCGAAGGUACAUACGAAAAGAACCUUUAGGUCCUGUAUUGAUUGUGUUUGCUUGGAACUACCCUUAUCUUAUUCUCGUCAAUGCUCUCAUCCCCGCAAUCCUGGCAGGCAAUAGCGUGAUUCUUAAAGCUUCUCCCCAGACACCGACUAUCUCUGAGCACAUCCAAGCGGUCUUUCUCGAGGCUGGCCUACCACCGGAUGUCAUCACCUUUUUUCACGCGGGCUCGAUCGAACCUAUUCAGGCUAUAGUGAAGUCACCGCUGGUGAAAUUGAUUUGUUUCACUGGAUCCCUGGCUGGAGGACUAGCCAUCCAAGCUUCUGCUGCAUCUCGUAUUGUUCCCAUCGGGCUGGAGCUAGGCGGUAAGGACGCAGCAUACGUCCGAUCAGAUGCCGAUGUGAAAUGGGCAGCUGAGGAAAUUGUUGACGGCGCUAUCUUCAAUUCCGGUCAAUCCUGUUGCUCUAUCGAAAGAGUCUAUGUACACUCCGAUAUUUACAAACCCUUUGUGGAGGCAGUCCAGGCUGUUUUGAGCAAAUACAAAUUAGGAGACCCUUUCGACCCAUCCACUCAGCUUGGUCCCGUGAUUAGUCGACAAAGCAAGAAGACGAUUGAGGCCCAUAUCAGCGAAGCCUUAGCGUCCGGUGCAUCUGACGUCACUCCUGAGAAUGCCACAUUCUCGACGACACCUUCUGACGGUAACUUUGUGAAACCGACUCUUCUAACCGGGGUGACGCAUGACAUGCGAGUGAUGAGCGAAGAAACUUUUGGUCCGGUCAUCCCAGUUAUGUCAGUGACUGAUGAUACUCAAGCGAUCAAUUUGAUAAAUGAUAGCGAAUUCGGACUCACAGCUAGCUUAUGGUCCAAGGACGUCAAAUUGGCCGAGACUCUAGCUGAACAAAUUGAAGCUGGUACUGUAUUUGUCAAUCGCUGCGAUUACCCUUCGCCUGAUCUUGCUUGGACUGGUUGGAAAAACUCUGGUAGAGGGGUCACUCUUAGCAAGUUUGGGUUUGAACAAUUUGUCCGACUCAAAAGCUUUCAUGUCAAAGAUUAUCCACUUUGACUCUUCCACUCUGUACAAGUUUUUUGAAUCUCCUUGUUGAAGUCUACAUCCUGAUGAUAUUAUGUAAGAAAUGAAAAGAACCUACGGCCUUUCUCCAA